Messenger RNA from Apis florea (little honeybee), 2656 nucleotides. Its product is annotated as cilia- and flagella-associated protein 206. Gene Ontology annotation, biological process: regulation of cilium beat frequency. Gene Ontology annotation, cellular component: axoneme; ciliary basal body. Lineage: Eukaryota; Metazoa; Arthropoda; Insecta; Hymenoptera; Apidae. The record is from RefSeq and is a predicted model, not a curated record.
UAUUUCAAUUAAAUCCUCUAUAUAAAAUUAAAAUGGAUGACGAGAAAAAUAAUGAGAAUCUUAUUAAUGACAUAGUUGAAAAAAUAUGUGAUGAAAAAGAAUAAGUUUAACAAUAUUAAAAAUUCAAUUAUAUUUUACGAAACACUAUCAUAAUAGAGAUGAAGUCGUUAAACGAUACAGAUUGCGAUUGCAUCAAAAAAGUGGACCAUUGGUUGCGGAAAUUUGUAAAACUGAAAAAAUUACUAAUAGACAGGAAUAUGAAAAAUUGUAUCAAAAGAUAUUGACGGUUAUCACUAUUUUAAGUGGUCUUGGAAAUCCUACCGUAGUUGCAGUAAUUCAGGAAGUUUCAGUAGCAUUGAAAAGUAUUUUUCAACCUUUGGAAUUGGAAUACUAUGUAAAGAUGUCUAAACGUGAGAAGGAAGAACAGUUAAUGGAAUUAAUGUGCAUAGUCGCGGGAAUACGAUUGUUUAACAGAGAUUGCCAACGCGGAGGAGAAGGAAUUGACGAUUGUAAGUCUUUGAAAAUGAUUAAAAUUACAUACACUAUAGAAAAAAACAAAUCGUUAACGCAAGUUAUCUCUUCAGUACCUGCCAUUUUACAAAAAGCUGUAAAAAGAAGUUGCGAAAUUAUCAUGGGAUUUUUAGAAGAUUUAAUGUUGAAAAUAUACAAAUUCACUGCAAUUAUAGAAAAAAUAUGUUUUCCAAAAGAAUUACCAAUUAAUAUUUUUACAAAAUCUAAUAUAGAGUGGGCAAGUGAUAUGUUAACAGUAUGCCGGCAACAAGAGAUUUAUAUUAGAAAACUGUUAAGUGACAUAGAUCGUAGCGACAAGGAGAUUCAAAAUUAUCUAAAACGUCUUCAAGAACGCUUUUUUAAACUUCAUGACACUGUGAGAUAUAAAACUGCGAUUCCUAGUACUGAAGUAUACCCACAAUUCAUCGAUUUAGCUGAUAUAUGGAUGGGACUUCAGGAUGAAGUGAUUAUAAUAAGUAAUAUUAACAAUUUUUUUUGGGAAUUUCAAGCUUUGAUUAUAAAGAAUAACAUGAACAUAUUCAAUGAAAUACUAAUGAUGGAUAUGUUGUCCGACAGUAAAAUACUUACAGAUGCUGAAAGAUUAGAACUAUCGAUGGGUGAAUUAAUAGACGAAUGUGGCCCGUGUACUGUUUAUUAUCCUAACGAUACUGUGGAUUUCGAGAACAUAAAUUUAGAGUUUCUAGGAUUUUGCGCAUGGAUGUUCAUUAGAAAUGGUGUAUUAAUCCCGGGAAAUCCGAAUAAUGGUGUCGUUAAAUGGAAAGGAAAAUAUUAUGUAUUUUGCUCGACCAAUGCAGCGAAAGAAUUUGGAAGAGAUCCUGAUAGAUACGUUUACGAGGGUCUUGAUUUCAUACGCAAUCGUCUUGAGCACGUAUAUUUGUUUCAAGUAUAUGAUGAUGUUCGAGCUUUAGAAACUGAAGAAAUGAUAUCAGAACAAGGUCCUGAAUUAAAAAUUUGUAACCAUCAAAUGGUUCAAACAGAUUUGCAUAUACUUCCAUCCUUCAUUGAUAAGAAUUAUUCUUCGAAUAUCUGGGAAUUAAGAAAUAAAGCGUUACAUUUAGCGACAAUAAGUCGGUAUAAAACACGCAGCACUCAAACACAUAUGUCCAACUUCAGAUACGGUGUUUAUGUACAAGCAGCUCCGCCUCGAGACAAAGAAGUUCAAACAAGAAGAGAUAAUUACACGAAUACAAAGAAACUCUUAACUUAUAUCUUUGGCCUACGGGGGAGGAACGAUGAUAAUCAACAUGUAGUAUCUUUCUUGGAAAGCGAACUGAAACAUUUAUGAAUAAUAUAUCACAUAUAAAUUUUGCAUUAACAUUUGCUUAAAGGAUAUACUGGAUAGGUGUCCCAAGGUAUUCACGAUAGAAUGAAGCUACAAAGAGCACUCUUAAAAAAAAAUGAAAGCAAUAUCUUUUUAAUGAUGUUCUCAAAUACAUUCACGAAAUAUCUUGGCAUAACCUGUACUUUUUUUUCAUUUAGAAAACAAACUGGUAUUAUUAUAAUUUACUUCGUAACACGCGUAAUAUUUUCAUUAUCGUCAAAUGUUUGCAAUGAUUUCUUCGUGGCUUCCAUUAAUUUAGGCCAGCAUUCAUUAAUUUAUAUUCAAAAUACACAAAUUUUUCCAUACAACGAGAUGUGUAUAUCCACACUAGGAUUCCGCAUCUCGCAUCAUCAAUCUAUCUUACUUUCUACAAUUCAACAUUGCGCAAUGCUGCGCAUACUGUGAUCUUUAAUAUGCAUGCAUCAUACUUUUACUGAAUACAUCACUUUACCAUUAAAUCUUAAGAGUUAGGUCAAUUUUUUACACCAAGAAACCUAUAUUACGACAAUAAUUAGUAAUUACACGAUAAUACAAUUAAAUUUCGCUUAAUAAUAAUUUCAGUGUAUAAUGUAACAAUUAUACAGAAGAGGUACAGGAUGUUGAUUUUUCGCAUCGUCGUUCUCUUAAUUCUUAUCAUACUUUUUUUUUAACUUACCACAUAUCUUUUCCCAUUCUCUCUUUCUCUCCUUUGUUUGAAAAAUUGUCCCUUUGUUACAUCCAUUUUCAGAAAGUAACCAAUAUUAAAAUAAAAAGAUGAAAAUAUCGUGUGAUUUUUGGGCGGCAAUUAGUGAUUUAGAAAAAAAA